Molecule: messenger RNA, 291 nt
Organism: Penicillium coprophilum
Lineage: Eukaryota; Fungi; Ascomycota; Eurotiomycetes; Eurotiales; Aspergillaceae
Exons: 1
Coding region: 1-291 (96 amino acids)
Source: RefSeq, a predicted model, not a curated record
AUGGCAUUCGACAACCAAAAUGAUGAACAUGGCCAAUUCUCGAAUACCGGCAAAGAACACACCGUCGUUCUGCCCUUUGCUCAGAACCCCAAUCCUUCAACCGAUACCACUGGAUCAUCGAGUCUCAAUCGAGAGGACACAUUUCUAGAGAAGUCGUGGAAACCGACUUUUGAUCGCAAACAUAGCUGGAGUAACGAGGACCGCAAGCACGAGAUACAAGGACGAUUGCACGGAUCGGAGAUGGGAAAGGAGAUGGGAUUUACAGAAGCGCAUACGCACAGUGGAGUUUAG